Coffea arabica (coffee) is the source of this 2787-nucleotide messenger RNA. The record is from RefSeq and is a predicted model, not a curated record. NCBI's taxonomy places the organism in Eukaryota, Viridiplantae, Streptophyta, Magnoliopsida, Gentianales, Rubiaceae.
CUUCUGAGUUCUGACGGCAACUAAUGUUAGAUUUUCCUGUACACGGGAGUCAAAAGAUAGGAUGGUCUUCCGUCUAAAACUGCAUCGCCUUCUUCUAUCUCCUUCCAGUUAUCCAAUCUCACUCGCCUUCCACCCAGCACCUCUUUGUCAGCUUGGUUAAGAGCGAAACCGAUUGCUCAAAAAAGAAAGAAAAAGGCCAAACACUCCCUUAUGGAUUCUGGAUUUUUUUAUUCGGAUACGUUGAGUCCAGGGUUUGUAGGCUUGGACUUGUCCAUGGAGAAACCGAUAUCCACCGCGUCGAUUGCAGAUCCGGAUAGGUUGAAUCUAUGGUUUGGGACAUGGAUUUGUCCCUUCCAUUGGCUAAUUGGUUUGUUUGUUAAUCAUGACAUGGAUUGCAGAUCCGAAUAUGUUCAAUCUAUGGAUUGCAGGCCUGGAUUUCUAUGAGGUUGGUUUUAGCGAGUUGCAAUUUCCCUGGGUUGCUUACCUCAGAUCACCUGAAAUUAACCCUAACAUGACUGGAUAUAAAUUGCUCAAACCAUCUCAAACGUAAACCCUAUCUUCUCUCUGGGUGGCGAAGAGAACGAGGAGAAGGAAAAUGCAGUAAAGCUCUGGUGGCCAUCAGCUGAUUUGCUUGGUACUGCAUUCUUCGAAACCACUCUUUUGUGGCUGGACCGAUUUUCUGUUGAAACCACCUGCUCGUCUUCAGCAAACAUUUGGUACGUAAAUUUUCUAGGACCUCAGCAAUUAUGCAGACCUGAAUUUUGAGCAUGUGCGCUUCUCCAGUUCUGUUUGUACCAAGCUUCUCAUGACUCUUUAAGAGCUCGUCUAGCCUUGCGAAUUUAAUGUAUUCCUGAUAGUAAUUCACAAAGACAAUUGCAGUAAUACUUAACCAGUUUAGUGCUGCUUAGAACCAUCCCACGUCCAAACCUAAAAGAAAUUUACAAUUUUACAAUUUUCAACACUACUUAUGUAUCUCAAACUACACAAUCCAUCACAGGGUGAUUUGAAAAGCCAUUUUUGGAUUUUCUAUAUUGAAUAUAAAUUGAAUCUUCAAGUCUUUUUGACGCUUAGUGAACCGAAUAUUUUACUGGUGCUAAUAAGCUUGUUUAUGCACGAUUUAUGGAUUUCUUGCUCCUUUUAGCAACCUUGAAAGUUGAAAUUGUCUGUUCUUUGAUUCUAUUUAUGGAUGUUAGCCUGCUAUUUCUUCUUUUAUCCUGGAUUUGGUUGUAAUGAGCUUAGGUUAAUUUUCAUUUAUUUCCUUCCCUUUUGCUUUUGGUGCUUGACGAAUGAUUGUACUUCUUUGUGCCUUACGUUUGGCCUGUGGAGUGAAGUGUUGAUGUGCUGUGCUGUUGAUUAUUAGUGAAUCAAACAAUUUGCUGGUGCAAAUAAGCUUGGUUAUGUGUGAUUUUUGGAUUUCCUGUUAUUUUAGUGUCUUUGGAAAUUGCCCAUUGUGCAUCAAUCAAUGUGGCAAUUCCUCGUGCAUAAUUAAGGGAGCGCUUGAAAGCCAUUCCUUGAUUCUAUUAUUGGACAUUGACCUGCCAUUUCUUCUUUUAUCCCUUGAUGUGGUUGUUUAGUUUAGGUUAAUAUAAUUUAUUUCCAUCCUUUUUGGUCUUGAUACUUGAAGAAUGAUUUGUCUUCUUUCCUGUGUUAGGCUUGGAGUGAAGUUGCUCUAGAUGUUUUUAAUCAGUCUUGCCUUUUGGUAUCUCUUGGCUUUUGCCUUUUGGUGUGCAUAUAUGUAUUUAUAUGCUUUCAAAAGAACGUGGAUUGCCUUUUGCAGUAUGAAUACAUGGGAUUCGGUUAUAACUGCAGAAUUUAUGUGAAUUUGUUACUUUGCUUUAUUAUUGUUAUUUUAUUUAUGGGUCCAAUUCUUCUUCGAACUCCUCCGCCUUUCUGGGAAAUGCCACGUGCUCCUUUGCCUAAGGCCACUGAUGUGGUUGGUCUGCUUACAAAAAUGAAGCUAGAGAUUGUGCAAUCGGGAAAGAUACCUAAGAAUCAGGCAUUGCUAGUGUAUAACCGUAAUUUGAAGACUGAAGAAGAGGCCAGAAAAGAGGAUGAUGCUAAUUUGAAGGAUGCUGAAGCUGCCAAAUUUGCCGAGGACCCAGUGGAGGAGUUCAAAGCUGCAGCUCGACGGGAAAUUACAAGGGACAAAAUGCUUAAACUUUUGGUAGCGGUUGGAAUCUUGGAGUCGACCUCAAGUGCUGUUGCUGGGGUUCGGGUAGCUAUUCAAAAAGGGCCUGUGGAAGGUCCAGUUGAAUUGACCAACAAACUUCUUGGAUAUUCGAAACGGAAUAGGUCAUUGGAGCAAAGGAAAAGGGUCAAGCAGAUUGUAGCAGUCAGGGAGUACCUCCAGGAACUUGUUAAGAACCAAGCUGCUAAGAAGAGUGGUGGUCCACAUGUUGUUCGGGCCAGGGGCGGCGAAUAAAGUGAACAGAAUGAGAAUGAGAGAGAAAAAGAAAAAGGGAGUGGGAAUGAGAGAGAGUGAGAGUGAGAAUGGUGGUAGCACUAGUGGGAAUGGGACCUGGAAUGAUAGUUUGUUUGGCUCGGAUCUCUGGUAAAGGAAAGAGGAACGAGGAUGCAUCUUUAAUAUUUCAGAUUGUGUUAUUUUUGUUAAAGUUCCCUAAAACCUGGCAAGUACUUUAAUUCCCCUACGUUGAAAUUUCUGUGUUAGCAUGCGACUGGCUUGUUCGGACAGCUCAUGGUAUCCAACUCGUUAAUGUCUCUCUAUACCCUGCAGUUUGCGUUACUGAAGUUAAUAUAUUUUUAUUCACCUCGUUACAAGUCUUAAGU